AGACUGUGAUCAUGUCUGCCCCAACUCAACUAAGUGUUGUUAUUGAAGAGACACAAGUUUAUAAAUUAACCCUAACAGAUGGAAUCCCUAGCACUGUAGACAAACUUUUGGCAGCUGCGCAGAAUCAUUUUAAACUUGAAGGGAGUUACACUGUAAUGCAGUGUAAUGCAUGGACAAAGAUAUCGAUAAUCAAUUCUUCACACUAACAUCAACCGAUGUGGUUAAUGACAAGGACACAAUCAAACUAGUUCAAACAGAACCAUCUGUAAUUUUGACAUUGACUUCUAUCAGUGAGCCUUCAGGUUCCUCCACUCCAGUGCCGCUGGAUCAGUCUUCUCAAGAUGAGAGUUCCUCAGCCAGCUCAUCUGACACCAUUAUUUUACAACCUUCAGCAGAGUAUCGAUCAGAGCCAUGGCCAACCAAUUUUGUGAUACCCAUCUUUUCAUAUGGUGUCAAAAUUAUUCUUGAAGCUGGAAAUCAAGCUUAUGAACGCGAUGGCUCACUCCUUCAGGAUCCAAGUAUCUACUCUGACAUUCUAGAGAAACUUGCAGAAGCAAUCUACCACUACCAGGCCAAUCCCAGUGCUCUUCAACAACUCGAAGUUGUAGAAGCUCUACUAAACAAACACCCAUGCUUGAGGGAGCCUGGGACCUAGUAUUCAGGCACACAUGGGUGGCAGAAUCGUCUCAAAAUGAAGAUGGCCAAUUUCCGAAGCAAACUGAAAAGGCGCAAUGUCCCUUGUCCCGAGCUUCACAUCAACUCCUUGAAAAGGAAGGCCCCUGGCGAGAGAUAUUCUGCAAAAAAUGCAGAGGUGAACUUCCUUCCCCCUCAUCCAAGUGGAGAAAGCAACGACAGUCUGGAGAGGGACAGACAGGAGCUCCUUAACAAGGUUAACAGGAAGGACAACGCUAAAAUAAUUAAAGAAAAAAUGGCCAACACGUUUUCCUAUCGAAGACUCGAGGUUGUUAGUGAUAGUCCUGCUGCUGCUGACUUCAAAGAGAGAUGUCCUGGUUUGUUUUGUGAAGCUGAGAUCAAGGAGGAAUUCAGGAGAAUAACUACCAUUCCCCUGGAGCGAACCUUCAUGCACAAACUGGACGAACACACACCAAAACGUAUUACCCUGAUGAAAGCCAAGGGAGGUGCCAUGGGGAUCAAGAUGAGGCUUCUCCUGGACAGACUGAGUCAGAAACAGACAAUUGAGAUGAGGCGUGAAACCAUUAUCCGCAGCCUUAUACUGUACCUUGGCGAGAAAGAAGAGGAACUUUUUGAAGACUGCUUGGAGGACAGCCGGGGUGAUGUCAGUAACCACAUCCUCAAAAUACUCGUCGUCCACAGCGCUGAUGAGAUUCCAAUCGAUGUCUCCAUCCUUGUGGAAGGCCAUGAGAUUUUGCCAGGGUGCAACAGUACUGUGAAAGCUUGCUCACUGCUCAUGGGACUGAUUUAUGCCCUGAACUUGGCAUACCCUCCAACUUUGCGCUACACUUUUGAAGUCUUCCAAAAACUCUUGCUGGAGCUGGAUGGAUUCAAACUGUUCACAAAAGUAAACACCUUGAAGUUGAAGUUGCUUUCCUAAAUGCAUGUCAUGACUUUGUCAUCCCAGAGGAGGAAAAUGACAUCAUUUAUGGACCCUUGUUGAGGAUGUAGCAUCAUGCAUGGACUCUUGUGAAGAAAUGCCAAGAAUUAGCACUGAGUUCCAGUUCAUCUUGGUUAGUUGCCUGUCAUAAAUGUUUUUCAUUUUUUGUCAAAUAAGGUAUCUGUUAAUUACAGUGAAGAUUGUGUUCUUCACUAAGAAUGGUUAGACACCUUAAGCUGUUUAUUUUUAGUUGAUUCUGUUGAUUUUAUUUCAUUAAUGUUUUAAUUGCAUACUUAAAAGUGCACUAGUCAGAGGACAGGUUUAAAUGUUGAAAUUACACUUUUUCAGUGUGUAGGUUUGUAAGAUUUUAAUUGCAUAUUUGAGAAGUGACUAUGUUACCAGAUCUAUGUUGGAUUUGGUGUAUAAUGUGUAAUACUGUGUAUUUGUUGUUUACCAGUCAUACCAACCUUUGGAUAUUUUCUUUAAAAUAUAUACUAUUACUACUAUUUACUUUGAAUACAUUUUGCUGGAGAUACAUCUUUAAUUUACUGUUAGUACACAUUCUAAUGCAGUACAAUAUAAUGCACUUUUACUAUUAACGCAGUACUUGUACAGUACAUUCUGUUUUUCCCCCCUAUUUAAAUAGGGGUAUACAUAAUCCAUACAACGCUGCUCGAAGUUUAAG
This is a messenger RNA of Nerophis ophidion (straightnose pipefish), 2258 nucleotides long. RefSeq lists its product as uncharacterized. Lineage: Eukaryota; Metazoa; Chordata; Actinopteri; Syngnathiformes; Syngnathidae. The coding region runs from base 692 to 1573 and encodes 293 amino acids. The record is from RefSeq and is a predicted model, not a curated record. The transcript has 4 exons.